AUUUUUCCUUUAAAUAGGAGCCAGCCGUCGCUCUGUCUCGCUUUCACCAAGUCCGCUCCCUCGCAGAGUCGCAGUGCACGCACACGGCAGCAGGACAGCCGAGGAGAGAGCAGAGCGAGUGAGGGGGGCCGGAGCAAGGACCAUGGCGGCGUCCAACGGCGGAGGCGAUGCCCCCGGGCGGUUCGACGUGAUCGUGGUGGGCGCGGGCAUCAUGGGCAGCUGCGCGGCGUACGCGGCGUCCUCCCGCGGCGCGCGCGCGCUGCUCCUGGAGCGGUUCGACCUGCUCCACCACCGGGGCUCCUCGCACGGCGAGUCCCGCACCAUCCGCGCCACCUACCCGCAGGCGCACUACCCGCCCAUGGUGCGCCUGUCGCGGCGCCUCUGGGAGGAGGCCCAGGCCGACGCCGGGUACCGCGUGCUCACGCCCACGCCGCACCUCGACCUGGGCCCGCGGGACGACCCCGAGCUCCGCGCCGCCAUCAGGAACGGCGGCGCCGCCGUGGUCGCCGGCGGCUCUUCCUGGCCGUGGGCGGGCGUGUUCAGGGUGCCGGACGGGUGGGCGGCGGCGAGCAGCGAGCUCGGCGGGGUGAUGAAGGCGACCAAGGCGGUGGCCAUGUUCCAGGCGCUCGCCGUCAAGAAGGGCGCCGUCGUGAGGGACCGGAUGGAGGUGGUCGACGUCGCCAAGCGAGGAGAAGGAUCAAUCUUGGUCAGGACAGCGAGCGGCGAGGAAUUCCAUGGCGCCAAGUGCAUUGUAACGGUCGGCGCCUGGACAAGCAAGCUGGUCAAGUCGGUCGUCGGCAUGGACCUGCCGGUGCAGCCGGUGCACACGCUCAUCUGCUACUGGAAGGUGAAGCCCGGCCACGAGAGCGAGCUCACCGCGGAGGCCGGCUUCCCGACGUUCGCCAGCUACGGCGAUCCCUACAUCUACAGCACGCCGUCGAUGGAGUUCCCCGGCCUCAUCAAGAUCGCCAAGCACGGCGGCCCGCCGUGCGACCCGGACAGCAGGGACUGGUCCACGGGCGCCGCCGACCUGGCGGAGCCCGUAGCCCGGUGGAUCGACGCCGUCAUGCCGGGCCACGUCGACACCGCCGGCGGGCCGGUCAUCCGGCAGUCGUGCAUGUACUCUAUGACGCCCGACGAGGACUACGUGAUUGACUUCCUGGGCGGGGAGUUUGGGAAGGACGUCGUCGUCGGCGCGGGGUUCUCCGGCCACGGGUUCAAGAUGGGGCCGGCAGUUGGGAGGAUCCUGGCCGAGAUGGCCAUGGACGGGGAGUCGAGUUCGGCGGUGGAGGCCGGCGUGGAUCUCAAACCCCUCAGGAUCGACAGGUUCGUGGGCAAUCCCAAGGGAAACCUCAGUAGUCCUGGAGAUCAGGGCCAAUGAUGAACACCUUCGAUCUACUUGAUUGAGAUCAUAUAUUCAACCAUUCGUGAUCAAAUCAAAGUGUGCGCAUGUCAAUUGCUUUGUUUGCUUGGAAUAAUCUGUUGAAAAUUGCAUUGUGAAACUUUCCUUCGUUCUGUUGGAGUGUCAGGACUCAGGAAACUGAAGUGCAUCUCCUUUGUACCUGUACCAAAAUUAAAAGCUACCAGCUCAACUGCAUUCAGUUGCAGAUGAACGUUUCAGUAUUAACUGGUCUGUUGACUCUGUUGAGAA
Molecule: messenger RNA, 1651 nt
Organism: Panicum virgatum (switchgrass)
Lineage: Eukaryota; Viridiplantae; Streptophyta; Magnoliopsida; Poales; Poaceae
Product: probable sarcosine oxidase
Exons: 2
Coding region: 143-1381 (412 amino acids)
Molecular function (GO): sarcosine oxidase activity; flavin adenine dinucleotide binding
Source: RefSeq, a predicted model, not a curated record